AUGAUCGACUCAUCAAGUUGUGUUGUGGAGACUGUUUUUGUUGCAGCUACUCUCGCUCUGGUGAAUCAGACAUUGACCAUAAUUACUGCCUCGGUGAUAGUUGUGACUAUUAUCCUAAGUACAAAUCCUGAUGUCAAACAACUGACUAUUGCAACAACUAGCCUCUUUGUUCGUGAGACUUCACUGUCUCCUUCUUCUAUCAAGAGGAAUCGGGGCUCUUACUCCUCUCUUCCGGCUUCCCGCCAUUCUUCCAUCUCGGGUACCAACACCCUGAAGGAAUUCGCUACUGUUGUGGCCACUAAGGACCUAUCUUUUGUCUGGAACCUGUCUGCGACUGAGAGGCGAGGUUUUGGUUAUAUUGGUAGGGAUCAGGAUGAUUUGAAGAAGAAGUGUGAUACCCUUGAGGGGAGAAUUCCACGACUGAGAAGGAAUUGGUUGAGUCGCGGACAAAGUUUGAGCUUGUCGACUCUUUGCAGUAAGAGGUUGAGUGAUACAGUUCUAUGUAAACUUUGGUUGCUCAAAUAA
Vicia faba (fava bean) is the source of this 525-nucleotide messenger RNA. NCBI's taxonomy places the organism in Eukaryota, Viridiplantae, Streptophyta, Magnoliopsida, Fabales, Fabaceae. The record is from the annotation of a GenBank genome assembly.